This is a messenger RNA of Candidula unifasciata, 1353 nucleotides long. The record is from the annotation of a GenBank genome assembly. Lineage: Eukaryota; Metazoa; Mollusca; Gastropoda; Stylommatophora; Geomitridae.
CUGGGUGGCACAAUUGGAGACAUUGAAGGCAUGCCAUUUGUGGAAGCUUUCAGGCAGUUUCAGUUUCGAGUGAAGCGAGAGAACAUCUGCUGUGUUCAUGUUAGUCUUAUACCACAGCCAAAGACCACGGGUGAACAGAAAACAAAACCCACCCAGUCAAGUGUUCGUGAACUUCGAGGACUUGGCAUUUCCCCAGAUAUUAUUGUGUGCCGAAGUGUCACCCCCUUGGCUGAAUCUGUCAAAGAUAAAAUAUCUUUGUUUUGUCACGUUGACCCUGAGCAGGUGUACUGUGUCCACGAUGUGACUUCAAUCUACCGUGUGCCUUUACUUCUGCAAGCCCAGGGAGCAGACGAGUUCCUGAUCAGACGCUUGAGUCUGGAUACUUCAGGUGUUAAAGUCAGUGCUGUUAACCAUAUGGCCAGGUGGAAAGAGCUGGCAGACAGGCAUGACCGACUGCUGAAGGAAGUCUGCAUUGUUUUGGUUGGCAAAUAUACUGAACUGUCUGAUUCAUACGCGUCUGUUAUUAAAGCUCUGCAGCACGCAUCGCUGGCUGUCAACCAUCGGCUGGAUCUCAAGUGUAUAGAAGCCUGUGAUUUAGAACCAGAAACUCUUCAAGACAACCCACAAAGGUAUCACGAAGCUUGGAGGGAAGUCACUGGGGCCAACGGUCUCAUUGUGCCUGGUGGUUUUGGAAUCAGAGGGACAGAUGGAAAGAUCCUAGCCUGCAAAUGGGCUCGAACUAAAAAGGUCCCAUUCUUGGGUGUGUGCCUGGGGCUCCAGUGUGCAGUCAUUGAGUUUGCUCGCAAUGUCCUCAAUUGGGAAGGUGCUAAUUCCACAGAAUUUGACCAGGCAACGAAACAUCCAGUUGUUAUUGAUAUGCCAGAGCACAACCAAGGGCAGAUGGGAGGAACGAUGCGACUGGGCAAACGGAAAACCAAUUUCAAAACAGAAAAGAGCAUUUUACGUAAACUUUAUCAUAACCAGGAGUUUGUGGAGGAGCGGCAUAGACACAGAUAUGAGGUGAACCCAGAAGUAGUCUCUGCUUUGGAAGAGAAAGGGAUGAAGUUUAUCGGCCGCAGUGAGGACGGAGAGCGCAUGGAGAUUAUGGAGUUGGAAGGUCACCCAUACUACGUCGGGGUACAGUUCCACCCAGAAUACAUCUCCCGUCCAAUGAAACCCUCACCUCCGUACCUCGGCCUGCUCCUGGCCUCAUGCAACAAGCUGCAAGCAUACGCCAGCCGAGGUUUCCGGCCAACACCCCGGAUGUCUUUCUGUGAGGAUUCCGACAGGGAGGAUGAACUGUAUGCCGAAACAAAUCACCUCAAUGACGAUGCCUCGGAACAGUCUGCUUGA